Molecule: messenger RNA, 2989 nt
Organism: Sphaerodactylus townsendi
Lineage: Eukaryota; Metazoa; Chordata; Lepidosauria; Squamata; Sphaerodactylidae
Gene: KAT8
Product: lysine acetyltransferase 8
Biological process (GO): regulation of DNA-templated transcription
Molecular function (GO): histone acetyltransferase activity
Source: RefSeq, a predicted model, not a curated record
GCCCCGCCGUGCGGAGCCAUCACUUCCGGUUGCGGCCUAGACGGUUGGGAACCGUUGUUCGCCGAAGGGAGACGGGAGCGCGCGCCCGUGCGCGAGUCCCCGCCGUGGCGGUUGUCAUGGCAGCGGCCGCGGGGCCCGGAGGGGGAGAUCCCGCCGUGGCUGCGAGGGAUGAUGGCGGGGGGGAAGCGGAACGGGGGAGCCCCCCCGGCUCGGACCCACGACGGCCGGGGCCGGGGGGGCGGGAGGAAGAGGAGGCGGGGCCGGACAGCGCGGGGGUCCCGGGCGGCCAAAGCCCCGCGCCCUCGUCGCCGCCGCUCCCCUCGCGAGAGGCCGAAGUCAGCGUGGAGAUCGGCGAGACCUACCUGUGUCGGCGCGGGGACGGGACCUGGCACUCUGCUGAAGUGAUCCAGUCUCGGAUCAACGAACAAGAAGCCAGGGAGGAAUUUUACGUGCACUAUGUUGGAUUUAACCGGCGUCUGGAUGAGUGGGUCGACAAAAACCGCUUGGCCCUCACGAAAACUGUCAAAGAUGCGGUGCAGAAAAACACCGACCAGUACAUGAACGAGCUGUCUGAACAGAAAUCGAGCGCCAGCAAAAUUAAUUCAACUGUAUUAAAACACGACGAGAUUAACCAUGUACAGAAGACUUAUGCUGAGAUGGAUCCUACCACAGCCGCUUUAGAAAAGGAGCACGAAGCAAUCACCAAGGUGAAAUACGUGGACAAGAUACAUAUCGGGAACUACGAGAUCGACGCUUGGUAUUUCUCCCCUUUCCCGGAGGACUAUGGGAAGCAGCCCAAGCUCUGGAUCUGCGAGUACUGCCUCAAGUACAUGAAGUUUGAGAAGACCUACCGCUAUCACCUCGGCCAGUGCCAGUGGAGGCAACCACCAGGCAAGGAGAUCUACCGGAAGAACAACAUCUCAGUGUACGAGGUGGACGGCAAAGAUCACAAGAUUUACUGCCAGAACCUCUGUCUCUUGGCCAAGCUGUUCCUGGACCACAAGACCCUCUAUUUUGACGUGGAGCCCUUUGUUUUCUACAUUCUGACUGAGGUCGACCGGCAAGGGGCCCAUAUCGUCGGCUACUUUUCCAAGGAGAAAGAGUCGCCAGAUGGUAACAACGUGGCCUGCAUCCUCACUUUGCCCCCCUACCAGAGGAGAGGUUACGGAAAGUUCCUCAUCGCUUUCAGCUAUGAGCUCUCCAAGCUGGAGAGCACGGUGGGUUCCCCGGAGAAGCCUCUCUCGGACCUAGGCAAGCUGAGCUAUCGGAGCUACUGGUCGUGGGUGCUGCUGGAGAUUCUCCGGGAUUUCCGGGGCACUCUUUCCAUAAAAGACCUCAGCCAGAUGACCAGCAUCACCCAAAAUGACAUCAUCAGUACGCUGCAGUCGUUGAAUAUGGUCAAGUACUGGAAGGGGCAGCAUGUCAUCUGCGUCACCCCCAAGCUGGUUGAAGAGCACCUCAAAAGCGCUCAGUACAAGAAGCCUCCCAUCACAGUGGAUUCCCUCUGCUUAAGAUGGGCCCCUCCCAAACACAAGCAAGCCAAGAUUUCCAAGAAGUGAGGGAGCGACAGCCGAACGGGAACAGAAGAGGUUUCGCCUCAGUUCACGUCCACCCUUCAUUUUUAAAGAGAUGGUCGCAGGCCAAGCGUCUGUGUUGGACUUACAUUGACUGGGUGUUCUUUGAGCAGAUGGGUUGGAACAAAAGGGGGGAGGGGGUGUUACCCACUGCUGCAUCCUCUCUGCUGGAGGACUGUGGUUUAUUGGUUCUUCGGGUGGGGGGGGGGGGAAGAGGCUGCCCUCCUGCCUCUCCUCAUGUGUAGCAAAUUCAUUCUUCCCCUUCACACUUGAGCUCGUCGGCUUAAGUUCUCCGCAGCCUGCAGAAUGCCACAGUUAAGAUCCACCCCCUGAAGCAGCAAGGGAAAGGAACGCCGUCCCUUUUCCAAUCUCUUGCUCGCGCCGGCUUCUCAGCUGCCCGGCACCAAGCUGCUCAUCACAGCGGGGCAGGUUUUACAGAGUGAAAGCUAAUCAGCAGUGCAAGACUCAAAGCAGCGAACUAUUGAGUGGGGAGGAUGCCAGGAAGCCAACCAGAAGACGGGCGGGUGGCAGCGGCAGGGCUUAAGGGGCGUGUAAGACCCUGAACGCUUUCUCCAACCUGUCCCGUUUCAGAGAAUCGAAAGGACAGUUGGCUUUCCCUGCUCUGUUGGUGUCCUGCAGUCGUCCUAUUGGCCACCCUCUCUGGCAGACGGAUGUGAAAGUUCUGACCCCACCUGCUUUUUGCUCUGGCCACGAGAGUUCUUGAGCCCUUCCCUGCGCCAUUCUGGACUGUUUGGAAAAAGAGGGCGGGGACUGUUACGAGUGACAGUUCCUUGCUUUUGAGUUUAAGACGAGGGUCAAGUCAGGCACGACUGCAGCUCCCUCUAAAGCAGCUGCCAAAACUGCCUUCAAGACUCCAGCCAUGAAUAGCAGUUGUGAGCGGUUGUGAGCGGCCCCUAGUCUCUGGGAGUGUCCACUUUGAAUUGUAGGGACUUUAUAUCAAGGAAGGGAAGGGGGUUUUUUGGGGAGGGGGGUGAGACUUGGAGGGCAGGUGCAUCAAGCUAAGUUUUUUCCUUUUGAACAACAGCCUUGGUUAGGCGCAGCAGAUAGUAGCCGGGUCGAGGAAGGCGCUGUCUAGUGGCGUGGUGUGGUUCUCUUUCUCUCUGCCCCCCUCCCUCCAUGGGGGGAGGAAUAUGGCUUUGCUGGUGCUCAGCAAGAGGGGCAUGUCCUGCAAGUCUCUCAGCCCCACCGGGUGAAGAGGGAAGGGCUGCCAGCCAUCUUCCGGCAGCUGCCUGCUUGUACGCCUGGCGACGGCAGGCUCAGCUGACGGCUGCACCAUUGGACGAAAUAUCUACAUGGUAGUUUGGCUAUAGCUAUUAGGCUCACGCUCCAUGUACACGUUGUGUUUUCUGUUAUCUUGAGAAGUAUUUUCAUUAAAAAAAAGACAGAAAUGCGGA